GCUGAGUAGCGUCUGCAUUUCAAGAUCCAGGAGCCACCAAAAUGAUGCCUUUUGUUCCUUUGAUCCUGGUGUGCAUUUUGUUUCCUGCCAUUCAAGCCACACAACUCACAAAAUGUGAGGUGUACCAGGCCAUGAAAGACAUGGACGGCCAUGAAGGCGUCACUUCGCUCGAGUGGACCUGCAUUGCAUUUCACAGCAGUGGUUACGACACACAAACUAUAGUCAAGAACAAUGGCAACACAGAGUACGGACUCUUCCAGAUCAGUAACAAACACUGGUGUGAGAGUAGUGAGGUCUCCGAGUCAGAGAACAUCUGUGGCAUUUCCUGCGACAAGUUCCUGGAUGAUGACCUCACCGAUGACAAAAUGUGUGCCAAGAAGAUCCUGGAUAUCAAAGGGAUCGACUACUGGAUGGCACACAAACCACUGUGCUCUGAGAAGCUAGAACAGUGGAGCUGCGAGAACCUGUGAGCUCCUGAUGUCCUUGUCACGCCUGCCCCAUGUUCUGGAAUGCCUCUUCCCUAAGGCUACCUCAGUCCGGCUCUGUUUUUCCACCAUGAAGACGAUCUGCCUCUGAGCCCUGUACCCUGUAGCGACACCACUGGACUCAGGAGGGAUUUUGUGAAAGGGUGUGUGACAGGAGCAGUGGACUGCAGACUCUUGCUUGCUUAGGGAUGGUGAGGGUCUCGGCAUUUUCACCAAAGCAAGAGUCCUGUCCUGUUCUAAAUAAAGGGCCUGACUUGA
Messenger RNA from Mesocricetus auratus (golden hamster), 743 nucleotides. It is a transcript of the gene Lalba, whose product is annotated as lactalbumin alpha. Bases 42 to 470 code for a protein of 142 amino acids. NCBI's taxonomy places the organism in Eukaryota, Metazoa, Chordata, Mammalia, Rodentia, Cricetidae. The record is from RefSeq and is a predicted model, not a curated record. Gene Ontology annotation, biological process: lactose biosynthetic process. The transcript is spliced from 4 exons. Gene Ontology annotation, molecular function: lactose synthase activity; calcium ion binding.